Messenger RNA from Pistacia vera, 1959 nucleotides. Its product is annotated as short-chain dehydrogenase TIC 32, chloroplastic-like. The record is from RefSeq and is a predicted model, not a curated record. Bases 89 to 1072 code for a protein of 327 amino acids. The transcript has 8 exons. NCBI's taxonomy places the organism in Eukaryota, Viridiplantae, Streptophyta, Magnoliopsida, Sapindales, Anacardiaceae.
CAGAUUAAUAAAUAUUAGAAAACAAUUAUUUACCGUUUUUAAUGAGAGAAAGUUUUACUGGUAUUGAAUAUGGGUUGUGAGUGGGUUCAUGUGUUGUAUCUGUGACUGUGACACUGCAUCUGAAGGAAAGAGGAUGUGGUGGUUUAAUAGAAAAGGAGCUUCUGGGUUCUCAUCUUCUUCAACUGCAGAACAAGUUACUCAAGGGAUUGAUGGCACCUCUCUUACUGCUAUUGUUACUGGAGCAUCGAGUGGUAUCGGAACCGAAACUGCCCGGGUUCUUGCAUUGCGUGGUGUUCAUGUAGUUAUGGGAGUACGGAACAUGGCAGCUGGGAGUGAGGUCAAAGAAGCAAUAGUUAAGGAAAAUCCCAGUGCAAAGCUUUCUGCCAUGGAAUUAGAUUUAAGUUCAAUGGCGUCAGUCAGGAAAUUUGCUGCAGAUUUCAAGUCAUUGGGUCUUCCGCUAAACCUUCUCAUUAAUAAUGCAGGAGUCAUGGCAACUCCAUUCAUGCUUUCCAAAGACAAAAUAGAACUACAAUUUGCUACAAAUCACAUAGGUCAUUUCCUUUUGACAAAUCUAUUGUUAGACACCAUGAAAAGAACAGCACGUGAAAGCAAGAAAGAAGGAAGGAUUGUAAAUGUCUCUUCACGUCGUCACAAAUUCUCAUAUCCAGAAGGCAUUCGAUUUGAUAAAAUCAAUGAUCAAUCUGGGUACAACUGUCUAUCUGCAUAUGGCCAGUCAAAGCUUGCUAAUGUUCUGCAUGCAAAUGAACUGGCAAGGCGUUUAAAGGAGGAUAGAGUGGAGAUAACUGCAAACUCACUUCACCCAGGCGCUAUUGCUACCAAUCUCUUUCGUCAUCACAGCUUCAUCAGUGGUCUUCUUGGUCUUCUUGGUAAAUAUGUGAUUAAAAACGUUCGGCAGGGAGCAGCAACCACAUGCUAUGUUGCAUUACAUCCCCAAGUUAAAGGUAUUAGCGGUCUCUAUUUUGCCGACUGUGACAUAGCUCAACCAAGUUCUCAAGCUGCUAAUACUGAGUUAGCAAAGAAACUCUGGGAUUUCAGCUUUGGAUUUAAUUAACAGAUGUUCUCAUACUUCUUAGAGACAAAACAAGACAUUUUGGUUAAGAGAUGGCUGUAGCUGUACCUUAUAGACAGGGUCUUAUAAAAUCCUAUCAGAUAUCCAUCAACUAAGUGUGAUUUCCGUUUACCCUAGAGAAUAAUGUUCAUGGUCAUGGCUGCUGCUAAUUGUAUCCUUAGAAUAAUGCAGAGAAAGACGAGCAUCUAAACUAAUAUAGCUUGAUUUUUAUAUUUUGAUCAGAACGGUUCCAACCUAAACGAUGAAGCAUACAUCUCAAGUCACAACACAUUUGAAAAAAAAAAAAAAAAAUUGCCCUCUCAGAAGAUAUCAUAAGAGGAUGGGGCAACCCCAUAUCUUCUUCUCCUAAAAACGGCAUCACAAAUCUUAACAAAUUCAAAAUACUUGCUUUCUCAAAUCGUAUCGUAAGUGAAUAAUGAAACCCCAUUUCUUUCUUUUCUCGUAAAAAUAGCACCACCUGCUGGAACUUAGAACAUUUACAAUAUCUAGUUCAAAGUAUUGACUCCUGAAAACAUGUGUGAGAAAAUACAGAUUCAUGGCAUCAGAUCUCUUCAGUUAACUCAAGGGGUAAUGUACAUAAACGGAAUUCGGAUUGAAUAGUAUGCACAAGAAACAGACCCAGAGGCUCAACAAAUCUGUGAUGAUUGUCUUGUACACAAACUUUGAACCCUGAUUCUGUUCUCCAUCUUCUGUACAGCAGUUUAACCCCAAAAAAAUUAGUCUACAUGCUAAUUAUUGUACCAGCUUAAUCGCUCUUCUUUUGCUAUACGAUGAUCUAAAAAACUGUACUGAAGUCAUAGCAAUUAAUUAUGUUCCUUAAGGAACGGCCAUGCACUGGAUCAUCAGAAGUAAGAAGCCAUCUUCCCCCA